AUGAACUCUAUCCUGGAUCGCGUAGCCAAAGAUUAUGGUAGACGGAACAGCUCAAGUGUGUAUAGUAGCGGGGACGUCUUUGAGCCUUUGUCAAGUAGUAACGCUAAACAAUGGGUGAAAUUGGUAGAAUGGUUAAAUAGUGUUCUUCCUCACUUGAGUUUGCCAAUAAAUGCUUCUGAUGAGGAUUUACGAGCAUUGUUAGUCGAUGGUUCUGUCUUAUGCCAAUUAUUGAAUAAGUUGAAACCAGCUUCUGUACCUGAGUGUGGUGGUACAGUACACUCUCCAGAGCUACGUUCAGAAAAUAUUAAAAGGUUUUUGUCUGCUAUGGAUGAAAUGGGCUUGCCCAGGUUUCACGCAUCAGACUUGGAACAGAUUGCUCCAACACAGUCACUCCUAAGUGUUGUAAAUGGGAUUCUUGAUGAAAACGUUGAGCGGAAGAAUGGAGAGAUACCUCAACGUGUUGCUUGUCUAUUGAGAAAAGUGGUGCAAGAAAUUGAGCGGCGGAUAUCUACUCAAGCUGAACAUCUUAGAACGCAAAACAAUCUAUUCAAGACUCGUGAAGAGAAAUACCAUUCAAGGAUCAGAAUCCUGGAAGACCUUGCAACUGGGACUAGUGAAGAGACACAGAUUGUCAUGAACCAGCUUCAGCAGAUUAAGAAUGAGAAGAACAAAGCCGAGGAGAAAAAGAAAAACGAGGAACAGGAUGUGCCUAAAUUGAAAGAGAAGGAUGAUCAAAUUGCAGCAUUGAAGCAAGAACUGGAAAUAGCGAAAAACUCCUAUGAAUUGAAAGAGAAGAAAGAUCAUGAACAAAAAAUCGCAGCUUUGAUGAAAGAGCUGGAAAUAGCUAAGAAAUCAUAUGAAUUGAAAGAGAACGAAGAUAAUAAAGAAAUUACAGCUUUGAAGCAAGAAGUGGAAAUAGUAAAGAAAUCAUAUGAAUUGAAAGAGAAGGAUGAUAGUAGUCAAGAAAUCACAGCUUUGAAGCAAGAACUGGAAAUAGUUAAGAAAUCGUAUGAAUCGAAAGUGAAGGAAGAACAUAGACAAGAAAUCACAGCUUUGAAGCAAGAACUGGAAAUAGUUAAGAACUCAUAUGAAACGAAAAAAAAGGAAGAUGAUAGGCGAGAAAUCGCAGCUUUGAAGCAAGAAACGGAACUAGCUACAAAAUUGUAUGAACAACACACCCUAGAAAUGAAAAAAAAGGCUACAGAAGCUCAAAAAGAACUUGAGGAGAAGUUGAAGGAGACCAUGAGCCUUUUGACAGAAUCAAGAAAUAGGAUAAAGGAACUUGAGACAUUUACACAAUCAAAAUCUCACAGUUGGAAGAAGAAGGAGCAUAUUUACCAAAUAUUUACAGAAUUCCAGCUGGGCGCACUGCGUGAACUGAAGUUUUCUUCUCAGUCAAUAAGGCAAGAAGUGUUGAAAACUCAGCAGAGCUACGCAGAGGAAUUCAAUCAACUAGGUGCAAAAGUUAGAGCGCUAGGACAUGCAGCUGCAAACUACUCUGCAAUCCUUGCUGAGAAUCGCAAACUACACAAUGAGGUCCAGGAGCUAAAAGGAAAUAUCAGAGUAUAUUGUCGAAUUAGGCCAUUCCUUCGUGGACAAAGGGAAAAACAAUCAGUUGUUGAAUACAUCGGAGAAAAUGGGGAGCUUAUUGUUGUAAAUCCUUCCAAACAAGGAAAGGAAGGCCGCAAGUCUUUCAAGUUUAAUAAGGUCUACAGUCCAGCUGCAACACAAGCUGAGGUAUAUUCAGAUAUUCAGCCAUUAAUACAGUCCGUGCUUGAUGGAUAUAAUGUGUGUAUAUUUGCCUAUGGUCAGACUGGAUCAGGGAAAACAUACACCAUGACUGGCCCAGACAAAGCGACUGAGGAGAAUUGGGGUGUCAAUUAUCGAGCUUUAAAUGAUAUUUUCAGAAUUUCUCAAACGAGAGUGAACACCUUCACAUAUGAAAUUGGGAUAGUAUCCACCCCCCAACCUAAUGGAUUAGCUGUUCCAGAAGCAAGCAUUCAUAGAGUAAACAAGACCACUGAUAUCUUAGAUUUGAUUGGUAUUGGAUUAAAAAAUCGAGCAAAAGGUUCCACUGCAAUGAAUGAAAGAAGUAGUCGAUCACACAGUAUUGUCACUAUUCAUGUUCGUGGGAUGGAUAUUAAGAGUGGUUCAUCGAUGCGUAGUAGUCUUCAUUUGGUGGAUCUUGCUGGAAGUGAAAGAGUCGACCGCUCUGAGGUGACAGGAGAUAGAUUGAAAGAGGCGCAGCAUAUAAAUAAGUCAUUAUCUGCCCUAGGAGAUGUUAUUUCUGCUUUGGCACAAAAGAAUUCCCAUGUCCCAUACAGAAACAGCAAGCUGACUCAAGUCCUUCAGACAUCAUUAGGUGGUCAAGCAAAGACACUUAUGUUUGUCCAGCUUAAUCCUGAAGUUGGUUCACAUUCAGAAACCACAAGCACAUUAAAAUUUGCUGAAAGAGCAUCUGGAGUAGAGCUAGGUGCUGCUCGAAGUAGUAAAGAAGGCAGGGAUGUAAGAGAUUUAAUGGAGCAGGUUGGGUCUCUCAAGGAUACGAUAUCUAAGAAAGAUGAUGAGAUCGAGAAACUGCAGCUGAUCAAAGAUAAAAAAUAUGUUUAUACUGGAGCUGACAGCGAGACAAAUAGCACUGAUUGA
This is a messenger RNA of Solanum dulcamara, 2646 nucleotides long. RefSeq names its product kinesin-like protein KIN-14P. The record is from RefSeq and is a predicted model, not a curated record. The coding region runs from base 1 to 2646 and encodes 881 amino acids. NCBI's taxonomy places the organism in Eukaryota, Viridiplantae, Streptophyta, Magnoliopsida, Solanales, Solanaceae. The transcript is spliced from 17 exons. Gene Ontology annotation, molecular function: ATP binding; microtubule binding; microtubule motor activity. Gene Ontology annotation, biological process: microtubule-based movement.